Molecule: messenger RNA, 636 nt
Organism: Leptosia nina
Lineage: Eukaryota; Metazoa; Arthropoda; Insecta; Lepidoptera; Pieridae
Source: the annotation of a GenBank genome assembly
AUGGCAAUGACGCAACGCGAACCGGUCUCCAUUAAAAAGUGGGUCGAACGUCGAGGACACAGCCGAUUAGAUCGGAAAAAGGCACAAAUGUGGGCCAAAGGAGCCGCCCGGCAAAAAGUCAGCACGGUCCCACUUUGCCGGACAGAGCCGGACGUACCGAUGCGGCGGAAAAAACGCCGCCGGCCAGCGGCUAAUGACGGGCGCGGGUUCGUGUCGCAAUUCGGCGCGAAUACAUUACUAAAACAUAUUUUGUUUUGUCAGCUCGCGUAUUCCGGUUUAGAUUUCCACCGAAAAGGCGUGCCCAUGGCGUCGCGCAAUCUCCCCGCGUCGUUCUUCAACGCGGCUGCGUCUGCGCCGUCUUGCGCCGGACUCGACCUCUACGACUACGACCCUUGGCAUCAGCAUUACGCUGGCUACGGCCAUGCAGCGCAUCGACACGCAGCUGAAUACCACGCAGCAGCGGCACAUCACAACAUGGCAGCGGCUGGAUACAGCGGGCUGCUGCUCGGCAGAGGCUCGCUGCACGCGCAGUACAAGCCCGUGGAGUGGGGUCAUGCGCACCAUGCGCACGCGCAUGCGCAGCACCUCGACCCGUCCGCUUGCUCGCCCUAUUCCUAUCCACCGCCCGGUAUGUAG